This is a messenger RNA of Symbiodinium natans, 1290 nucleotides long. The record is from the annotation of a GenBank genome assembly. Lineage: Eukaryota; Dinophyceae; Suessiales; Symbiodiniaceae.
AUGAGACAGGUUUGGAUGCGAAGCCACUCCCGGCCGGAUCAAGUUCCACUAGCUCUGCGAAGAAGAAUGCGCGAACGACCCCGUAAGCAGUUCCAAUCCCAGACUGGGCGGUCGCCGCGUGAUGCAGGAAGCUAUUUUCUCUUGACACCUACCAACUCCAAGGACGUCAUGCAGCAGGAGGGCAGAAGCGAUCAAGCUGCCGGAGUUCGCAAAGCGGUCAAAACCUGUAGGUCAAAACAGAGUCUUAUGAGACGUCUGGCUUCGGCUGAGCGCCAGGGCUUGCUUGACACGAGCGUGCUCGCAGCCAGUCUGCAGACUUGCGGUUACCAUCGUUGGUGGAAGGCGCUGCAGGAGGUUAUGGAUUUGGGUGCUCGGUUGCAGAUCCCCUUCAAUGGCAUAGCUACGAGUGUGUUAUUCAGGGCCUUGCUGUCUUGCGUGCAAGCUUUCACUGUGUCUCCACAGCGACUGUCCCGUCGCAAGACACGCGCUUUCAGGUUAGCCCGGCAAGUGAUGGGCAACUUUGUCCCUGAGACGGCGGUCGAUUUUAACGCUUUGCUUUCCAGCAUGUGCAGGCUAUGCGAUGAGAUCGGUUCUGAGGAAUCGCUUGCCUGGGCGGACAAGGAAUGGCAACGGUUCGAGCUUCUCCCUUUUGAGACAAACAUCGUGGCCUUUGCAGCUCGGCUGCAGCUACUAGAGCGCCAUGGACGUCAACAGGAAGUCGACCAGAUGCUGCGCAAAGACCUGGUUGGCCCGGAGCUUUCUCCGAAUGUUGUAGUGCUUGGAGGCCUUGUAAAUGCUGCAGCAAUCAACCAAGAUUGGCAGAGAGCUGAGAAGCUGUGGGAGUAUUUGGUGCAACUCCGCCAUGUCAAGCCGAACAUACCUGCGCACCUGGCAUACGCAAAGGCAUACAUGCUUGCGGGAAAGCCGUGUGAUGCGAUCCGUGUUGUUGAAAGUGCACUGGGUGACGCUGGCUGCGCUAUUACAUGUGCAAGUGACUACAAAGUCGCCGUGGAGUACACGCAAAACCUCGUCAUUGUCUGUCACUCCUUGCCAACACCGACCAACUUAUCAAAGCUUACUUCCACCUUGCAGCAGAAUGCAGAUUUGAUGAAAGGUAGUAUUCCUACAUCGGCCAAAGUGUGGUGGCAAAAACUCUCACAAGUGGCCGAUACGUUGCUCCAUGAUGCGACGCAGCUAGGACUCAAAGACGUCCUCAUCACCAGCAAUGCCACCACAUAUAGCGUCAUGAAGGACUGGGACAAUCUCCGGGCUGGAGCCGAUUACCUAUAA